AACCCCCACCUUGAUUUUUCUAGUAGUUGCAUCAUAGUCCACACUCUUGCCAUCAAAAUAGACAGCAUUUCUCAACUUCCAAAUAUCAUGUAUGGUACUCAUUGUUGCUAAUCUCCAAAUAUUUCUCAGAUCCGAAACUCAGAAAUGGAGCUGCAAGAUAAGAUUUCUCAUGUUAAUGUUCCUGAAAGCUCUUCUAAGGGCUUCGACACCCCUCAAAUUCUCAAUACUGGAAAACCAGUUGAACAUGUAGAUAUUGAGGAUGUUACGGACGAGGAGUUUCCUCCGCUGAACUGCCCAGCCCCCAAAGCUGUUCCUCAGACAUCUGGUAAUCUGCAUUCUAACACUCAUGAACACUAUAUAACUGCAUUUCGAACUUAUGUUAAGCAUUUGUUAUCGUUGGGGAAAACUGAGGAAGCCAUUGAAGUUGCUCUGAAGUAUAGUCCUAAAUCUAUUCAAACUCCAUUGUUAGUUGAAUCUGAGAAAUCUGCUGACCUAUUUGUUGAACCUGAUAAAUCUGUUGCUCUAUUUGUUGAACCUGAGAAAUCUACUGGUGGAAUUGCUAACUCUACUGUUAAGAAAAAUACAGUAAGUAUUGAUAAUGGGAAUGAGGUUCCAAAAAUAUCUCCUGACAAAAAUAUGUCUCAGUCAGAAGCAAAAGCUACUCCCAACCUUAACAAAAACCAGGUUCAAACCAAAACUAGUGGACAGAAUGAUAAUAGGCCUGUUGGUCUUCCCUCUAGACUCAGUUAUGCACAAACUGUUACACCUCAACAGCAAACUAAUGGGGGCUUGAAGCUUGUUUUACCUGAUAGAAAUAUUAUCAUGCAUAGAGACACUCCUACUGUUCGUUUUGCUGAGGAAGAAGUUGAACACUUUUCAAAAGUUGACAGAUUUACCUUGGUUGGGAAAUUUUCACAUGGACAACCCAAAUUGGAUGUGAUUAAAAAGCACUUUGCCACACAGUAUUUGCUCAAAGGACAGGACCUGCCAACAUUAAACCCCCAAGCACCUGAAUUUAAUCCCACACAAUAUGCACUUGGGGUUCUUAAAGAAGUGCCUUUACAGUCAAUUGACCAAAAUCCACAAAAUAUGAGCAUAUUAUUCCCUGUGAUACCCACCAAUGAGAUCCCUAAGCAGCUAACUUGUGGUGAGAACACUUUAGCCAAAUCCAUCCCAUCUAAUACAAAUGUAAUGUUGGAAGAAAUAGAUCCUGGACCCCAAACUGCUGAGAAUGCUAUUGAGGAAGUCUGGUCAGAUGAAGGUUAUGCUAGUCCCAUUGGAGAAGAAGACUCCUUAUCUUCACCAGUGUUUGAUCCUAAAUCAAAAAAGGUUUUAAAUGAUAUUUCUCUGGAUGUUCCUGCAGCAAACACCAGAAAGGGUUCAUCUAAGGCAAAACCACACAAAACCCCUACAACUAAGAAGUCUGGCAGGGCCAGAACUUCUUCUCCCCCUCCACAAUAAUUUUAUGGAUUCCACACUUGUGUGGAAUUUCAUGAAAGCUAAAUACUGUUCUAGGGUUCAUCCUGUGGCUAAAGUUUGGCAAUAUGGUGAAUCUCAUAUUUGGAAAACAAUGACUCUUGUUAGAUCUAGGAUUGAGCCAUACAUCACCUGGAGGGUUUAUGAUGCUUCUUUGAGUUUUUGGUGGGAUAAUUGGACUGGAUUGGGACCAUUGGCAAGGGUGACUAAUCAGGCACAUGGUAAAUAUUGGCAACAACCUCUCAAGGAGUACUUAAUCAAUUCAUCUUUCAACU
Molecule: messenger RNA, 1751 nt
Organism: Cuscuta campestris
Lineage: Eukaryota; Viridiplantae; Streptophyta; Magnoliopsida; Solanales; Convolvulaceae
Source: the annotation of a GenBank genome assembly